Molecule: messenger RNA, 4223 nt
Organism: Gigantopelta aegis
Lineage: Eukaryota; Metazoa; Mollusca; Gastropoda; Neomphalida; Peltospiridae
Product: putative transcription factor p65 homolog
Exons: 12
Coding region: 89-1843 (584 amino acids)
Biological process (GO): innate immune response; regulation of DNA-templated transcription; canonical NF-kappaB signal transduction
Cellular component (GO): cytoplasm
Molecular function (GO): DNA-binding transcription factor activity; DNA binding
Source: RefSeq, a predicted model, not a curated record
UCGUUUCUGGGAAAAACAGGAAGCUUGUUUUCAGAGCUUUAUCUUUGGAGUCCAAGAAGCACACAAAUUAAUUCUCGAAAAGACAGUCAUGACAUCCUUAAAUUCAGAUCUAAAUUUGGAUGAAAUGGGCCCGGUGUCAAGUUUAGAACUCGAACAGAUGAUACAGAACUUUGGUAAAGUGGAUGAUGUUACUGACCCGACAAACCAACAUUUGAUUGGACAGACUGUACUAACAUCGCAAGUGGGACAGUCACCAUUGUUGUCAAGUGCUGCAUUGAGCCCCUCAACCAACACACGCCCUAUCUCUGCAGACACCGACCCCUAUGUGGAGAUUGUGGAACAGCCCAAAUCUCGAGGCCUUCGUUUCCGAUAUGAAUGUGAAGGCCGAUCGGCUGGAAGUAUCCCUGGUGAACGAACCUCUGCAGAAAAGAAAACUUUUCCAACAAUAAAGAUACACAACUACUCUGGCAAUGCUAUUGUGGUUGUAUCAUGUGUGACGAAGGAAGGUGCACCACACUGUAAACCACAUCCACACUCACUUGUGGGAAAGGACUGUAAGAAAGGAGUUUGUACCGUGAAAGUCAAGGAAACCAAUGUAAUCAGUUUCCCACAUCUCGGCAUCCAAUGUGCUAAAAAGAAAGAUGUGGAAAACUCGCUGAAAACACGAAAAGAAAUCAAUGUGGAUCCUUUUCAAACUGGCUUCAGCCAUGGAAGCGGUAAUAUUGAUCUGAAUGUCGUCAGGUUGUGUUUCCAAGUGUUUCUUCCUGAUGCCAAUGGAAAGAUAACCAGAGUUGUCCCACCAGUCACCUCUCAAGUCAUUCAUGACAAAAAAUCAUUGAACGAGUUGGUUAUUUGUCGAGUGGAUAGAAGCUCAGGCAGAGCUAGAGGAGGCGAUGAGAUCUUUUUGCUCUGUGAAAAAAUAAACAAAGAUGAUAUUCAAGUGCGUUUCUAUGAGGAGAAUUUUACCAGUGUUGUAUGGGAAGCAUUUGGAGAUUUUGGUGCUGGUGAUGUGCACCGACAGUAUGCCAUCGUGUUCAAGACUCCAGCAUUCCGGGAGAAAUUAAUUGAUCGUCCUGUUGAAGUACAGAUGCAGCUUCGCCGACCGUCAGACCAGGAGAUGAGUGAACCUAUUCCGUUUACAUACAUGCCUGAAGAUCCAGACCCUGAUCGAAUAGAGGAGAAGAGGAAACGUAAAGCUGCUUCGUUUGCUCAGCACUGGAAUGCCUCACCUGCAGGUUUUCUCGACCAUGGACGGAAUCCCAACACUGAUGUGAAGGAAAGUUUACGCACAAAACUGAAAGCAAACCGUAAAAUAAAAGAAGAGGGAACACCUCAACAAAGUGUACCCAUGUACUCCUAUGAUAACCUCGGAAUGAAGACUACCAUGCCUGCAAACCCAAUGGCUGUUAGUGAGGGCAUGUCGAUAAAUUACCGCACAGCUGACAACACAGCCAUGGGAAAUGUCAUAGUGUCUCAGCAACCCACCUUGGCCAAUCAGUAUGCAGGUAUUAAGGUCAACGUUGGAAAUCCAUCGGGCAUGGAUAUUGACCUCUCGGCCAACAACAUCGUGGUGGCGCCAGUCAGUGCUGGUUUUACAGCGGAAACCGUCGACCUGCAGAUGUUACAAGCGUACCUGCAGGAUCACAUUCAAGUGGAGGACGGAUACACGUUUCAGCCCAUGAACAGUUUGUCAGGCGACCUUCUCGAUCCGUCGUCAUUUGACCCCGCUGUGGCUGCCAUGGAAAGUGUCAUGGCUGACGAUGUUAACACGGACCCCUCGACCGCCAACAACCUUGCAUCCACCGCUCAGGAAGCUUUGAGAGCUCUUGACGAAAAUACAUGAAAAGUGUUCAGUGAAAACUUUUUUAAAAAUAAAAUAAAAAUGUACGUUCUUUUGAAUACACAACAUUCAAAUUUGGUUCUGCAGCAAGAGAUGGGAAAACCAGUUUGUUUUUGAGAUUGGAAUUUUGAAGAACUAUUUGUUCUUCAAAAACUGUUGAUGGAGGAAGAAAUAAUUUCUGUACCAUGAUGUAAUUAACAGGAUGUACCUGUAACUGUCCUCUGUAAAGGUUUUACGUAUGCAAAUGUUACAAUUGCUAUGUGCCAUAUUGUUGAACGUGAUGGAUAUAAAUAGAACAUGUUGCUCACAUAUAUAUCUGCAUGUACAGGUUAUUUUAAGACUGUUGAAAUUGAUAAGAUAGACUUUUUACUGAAAUAUAUUGCCUGAAUCAAUAAUGAGUAGUGGAAAGAAAAAAACCUCUGGCUUGAAUUGUAAAUGUUGGUUUAUAUAUAAUAUAUAUAUAUAUUUAUAUAUAUAUCUAGUUAAUGAUUUUAGAGAUAAAUGUAUUUCUAAACAAAUUGUCAAAUAAUUUUAUACGUCUUGAAUUCUUGAGGUGACACACAAUGAAUGAAUAUUUCUACUGAAUCAAUGAUGCAACAAUUAAUUACGUUAAUCUAUAUUUGCACUUCAUUGUGUAAAUGGGAUUGACAGAUGGGCCGACUCUGUUGGUGCAGUAUAUGGAAUAUGUCUCCGAGUGAGUUUUUUUUAUGGCAAUGUAUGUAUAUAUGGACUCCUGCUUUCAUUUUCAUAAAAAUACCAAGAACAUUUUCAUAAACUCCCCUUUUACUGGGACAGAAUUAUUUGUAUGUAGAGAAUCAUAUUCAUCAAAUUAACACUACCGAAUGCAUUCAUCUCCUCAUCAUCAUUUGUCUGUGUCCAGUUUAAAAAUUAUUCUCUGGGUUAUGUAACUGAGAUUUACUCCAGACAUUGCUUUAUUCAACUGUUGUUACCAUAGUCUAGAAGUGAUUGUUUCCAAGUUGGGUAAUUGGUCUGAGAGAGUUAAUUUCGGACUGAUACAGCAGAACAAGAUCCACUGAAUGUGAAUAGUUCAGUGACAACCAGGUGGUUUACGCAGCAGACAGUGGCUCUGCGCAUUGGAGGAAGAAAGAAAAUGUUUUAUUUGAUGACACACUUGGCACAUUUUAUUUAUGAUUAUAUGGCACAUUGGAGGAAUAUGAAUAAACAAUCAGGUGUCUCAGUAAAUCUGCUGUGUAGUUGCAGUAGUAACCAGUGAGCCUUGCCGACAUGGAUGGAGAAAUGGGCAGCGUUGAUAAAGGAACUGAAAAGCUGGUGUUUAGCCACAACAGUAAAAUUAACCUUGGAAAGAACUGCUUUGUUCGGUGGCUGUUACAAGUGUCAGUUGUAACCGUGUCUUAUGUAGAUGGGAGGUAUGAACUGGCAGGCCUUCCUUCAGUGAGCAAUACAUAUGGAUGGUUGACAAAGUUCAAACCUUGGAUAAUGAUACUGGCUGAAUUCCCUCACAAAGAGAAGCAGAGUCACUGAACAGCAGAAACCGGUUACCUAGCUAAUGUGAUGAAGACCAUCUGUCCAUCCAUAAUAAAUGAUUAGCAGAAACUACAUUGAAAACAAGCUGAUAACCAUCAUCUGCUGAUAACCAUCAUCUGGUAGAUCCACUCUUUGUGCACCAUAGCUGGUAGUAUCAAAGUUGUGGUAUGUGCCAUCUGAUGUGUGGGGAAAUGCAUUUAAAAGACCCAUUAGCAUUAUGGCUGUCUAUUUGGUGGGAAUAAUGUUCGUUUCUUAAACAAACUCGAGAGGAAGCCUAUGCUCUUUGAAUUCAUGAACCUUAGAUUGAUAUAAACAUGCACAUUUUAUACCCGUACCCAAGCAUAAAUUGACCACAAUGAUCUGGAAAUGGCAACUUGUUAAUGAAGCUGAGCUCUAACAAGUAAAAUCAUCAUCUUUUGUUACAAUAUUCACUUCAAGAAGCAUAAUAUUGACUUAAAGGGUUGGACAAUUAUUUACUUUUAGAUGAUUAUUUUGCUGCUUUUAUGUCCAGGGUUUUAUCUCUGAAAAUUAAAAUUUUACAUAACAGUAUCAACAUGGAAAUUGUGUGAAUUAAAAUACAAUAGGUAAUUUUUAUAAAACAUUUUAAAAGACCAAAAGUAGGUUGAUUAAAAGUAGUAUCAGAUGGAGCACAUACAGUUACAUCAAAGAGUUUACAAUAAAUCUGUAUGGGGUUUCUCUUUUGGGGCUGGGGUCUUAUUUGUUUCAAAGUAGUGGAGAAGUUUUUAGUUUUUUAAAUCUGGUUUUAGAAACGCGAGAGAUAAAACCCUGAUAUUUGUAGGUUUUUUUUUAUAGAAGUGUUAAUUAUAGACUGUAAUGUAACUGCUUAUCCUAUGAAAUAAACCAUUUAAAUUAGAAA